Messenger RNA from Liolophura sinensis, 2118 nucleotides. RefSeq names its product DBH-like monooxygenase protein 1 homolog. Gene Ontology annotation, molecular function: copper ion binding; dopamine beta-monooxygenase activity. The record is from RefSeq and is a predicted model, not a curated record. NCBI's taxonomy places the organism in Eukaryota, Metazoa, Mollusca, Polyplacophora, Chitonida, Chitonidae. The transcript is spliced from 12 exons. Bases 188 to 1801 code for a protein of 537 amino acids.
CCUGUCACUCAAACUAAGUUUUAAUUUUAACUCGUGAUACUGACUAUUCAGUGUUUUAGAAAUACCCGAUGACUAUAAAAAGGACUUCUCACGUUUGCUUUCUCCAGGACUGCUGUGAAGACCGUAGCACGUGCAGAUUUGGUUGUGUUAAGAAUCUCCGCAGCCCACGUAACCAGUUCACAUUAAGAUGAGGUUAUAUUUGCUCCUCACCCUGGUUGCCCUGGCCAGGGGGUACCCAUACUUCCAGGAUCGCAUCCCUAACGGACCUAACGUACAGCAUCCCUGCAAGAGUCAUCUAACCUGGGCUGGGGUGGGGCAUUUCAAUGCCCCAGGAGGAGGCAAGAGGAACCCUUUUGGACUGGACUUCAAAGCUGAGGGUUUUAAAUGGACGCCACACCUGUGUGGAUUAGACUCUGAUCAUGACGGGAGGACAAAUGGAGAAGAGCUGGGAGAUCCGGACUGUGUGUGGACCCCAGGAGCCACACCGAGCAGGACAGAGAACAUCUCACACCCAGGUAUCUGCCAGCCCAUUGAUUCGGCUCACUGCCUCGCUCUCCAAGCUGACGACUUCAAGUGUGCCGAGUACAGCUGCCCUUACAUCGAUGCUCCUAACGUGAAGAAGCUUGACUUGAAGUUUCCCACGACUAAAGUUCCAGCAAAGGAAACUACGUACAUCUGCAAAGUCUUUAACGGUCCAACAGACAACCCUUAUCAUGCCAUUGCUUUCGCCCCGAUCGAGGAUAACAAGAAAAUUUUACAUCACAUGUUGUUGUUUGGCUGUGUCGGAGAGAAUAUCCACGAAUCCGAGGUUCACGAGUGUGGGAUGACAGAGAACCAGUGCCUGGAGAUCCUUGGGGCCUGGACGAUCGGCAUGGAGGGGUUCUGUUUGCCCCCGGAUGUCGGGGUCAGCUUUGGGAAGGGUUACUUUACCCACUUCGCUAUACAGAUCCACUGGAACAACCCAGAGAAGAGGGCUGACUAUUACGACGGAUCAGGAAUGUCCGUAUACUACAUGCCUCACAUCCGACCUAUCGAAGGAAGCAGUGUUCUGACUGGUCAACUCAAUAUCAACGUUCCACCAAUGAAAAACGAGGUUAUUCACCAGGGCAGCUGUGCGCCAUUUUGUACCAGGAAACUCCUGCCACACGCCAUCAACAUAACUUCCGCCCUUCUCCAUAUGCAUUAUUUGGGAAUAAGAGGGUCUUUCAAGCAGUUCAGGAACGGCCGUUUGAUCCGGACUAUCGCUGAAGACGACUACUAUUUCUAUGAGUCCCCCAAUUUGUACGUCUUUGAGCCUCCCGUCGAAUUUCUACCGGGUGACGAAUGGCAAACUGAAUGUGUGUACCAGACGGCUUAUGGAUUCCGGAAGCGGAACUACACUAUCUACUAUGGCGACAGUACACAGGACGAGAUGUGCUACACGUUUUUCACCUACUAUCCCAGAAUUCCUAACCUGAAGGCGUGUGAUCAGAUUGGGGAUAUCGACCUCUGUGAAACAUGGAAUCAGCGGGGCUGUGACUGGCGCAGAAUGCAGGCCGUCAGACUAGACGUCAUGUCCAACGCGGAGUACGCCAAGCACUGUGACGUCAUAUCCGGUACUCACUGUACACCGCAAUGUAUGGCUGCUCUACGCCCACUGCUGGACGAUGGCUGCAUGCAAGGGACAUUCGGAUUUUACAUUCGCCAUUCUUACUUCCGCCAAGUCUUUAACGGCUUGAUGAAGGCGAUCCUGGCUUGUGACAAAGUCAUCUCUGGCCCAGCAACAACACUGAGUUCGAAAAUUGCACCGCCUAUCAUAUAAUGUCCGAGAGGGAAAACCGCUCCUGACAGGCUACUGUAUUAUGCCACUCAUAUUUAGCACAGAAUAUGUGUCAAACAUAUUAAAUUCUUGUCAUCCGCUGGAAUCCAGAAUUUUUUCUUUUAUUGAAAUGAAAUUUCGCCUUUAAAACAAACAUAUGGAAUUAUGUAAACUGUGUUCAUUCAUUAGAGUUAAUCCGAAUUCAGAUGACAAUUUCAAUAUCAAUAAUCCCACAUUUGAUUUCUUUCGAAAUUGAACACAUUAUUUGCUUUCAGGUAUAAAAUUAUGGAAGAAUAAAUUGACAUUAUAUACUGCAGCAA